AAAACGUAAUCCGAUCUCAUCUUUCGCAAUCAUCAAACAUCAAUGGAAGUCGAAGAAGAAGUUAAACGAAUCAUAGAUGAGGUCAAGGAGCUUCAUGACACCGCCGCUUCAUUCAUCUCAUCUUCUUCUCAACAAGAGCUCUCUCUCCGUCAAAAAGCCUCCUCCGUUGAUUCCUCUAUCCGUCGUCUCCACUCUACUCUCGUCUCCAACAAAAAUCUCGAUCCUAAACUCGUCGAAAAGCUUGAAGAGGAUCUGCAUCGUGCUAGAUGCAUGCUUGUUGAUGGAGAAACAUCUUCAUUUCUACCAUCAAAACCUCAAGGAAGGUUUGUGAGAAUGUUUUGUGGACCUGUGAAUGUUCGAGCUUUGCGUAAAGAUGUUCAGCUUAAAGUUAAAGAAGAAUACAAUCGUUACAGAGAUAAGACUGCUCUUCUUUUUCUUUUUUUCCCUGCAACACUUUUAAUCCUUAGAUCUUAUUAUUGGGGUGGAUGUUUGCCUGCGUUUCCUGUUCAGCUCUAUGAGGCUUGGCUGUUGUUUCUCUAUGCUGGGUUGGCUAUGCGUGAGAACAUAUUAAGAGCUAAUGGAAGCGAUAUUCGUCCAUGGUGGCUAUAUCAUCACUAUUGUGCCAUGGCUAUGGCCCUUGUCAGCCUCACAUGGGAAAUCAAAGGUCAACCAAACUGUGUCCAGAAACAGAGAGGAGUCCAUCUUUUCCUGCAAUGGGCUAUGAUGCAAGGUGUUGCCAUGCUUCUGCAAAACAGAUAUCAACGCCAAAGAUUAUACACUCGCAUUGCACUAGGAAAGGCUAAGAGAAUGGAUGUCGUAUGGGGAGAAACGGCUGGCGUUGAUGGACAAUUAUGGCUGCUAUGUCCUAUACUGUUCAUUUUACAGGUGUUUGAAGCAUACGUUGGACUGCUGUUGUUAAGAAAAACAGUAACUGGAGUUGUUAAUGAAUGGCAGGUGAUGGUUUGUGGUAUUCUUUUGGUAGUGAUGGCUGUUGGGAACUUCAUAAACACAGUAGAGACACUGAUGGCAAAAUCAAGAGUUAAGGCAAAGAUGAAGAGAACAUAUGUCAAUGUUACAUUCGCUGAUAUCAAGAGUCUCAUCGGAUCAAUCACAUCUGUCAAGCGGCUUACAAUAUCCUCUAAGGUUGCUUAUGGUGACGGUUUUAUCUUCAACCACCUUGAGCAUCUAACGCUAUAUGUAGGGAAAGAGUAUUCAUCGAAUCUCCUUGUCCGGUUCCUCAAAGACUCUCCUAACUUACGAGAACUAAUGCUCCACUCCAUUACGGAUGCAAAAAAAGUGUUUAUGUAUAGUGGAGAUAUACCUAGUAUGUCGACAGAAAAGUUUCAAGCUUUGCGUAAAGAUGUUCAGCUCAAAGUUAAAGAAGAAUACAAUAGCUACAGAGACAAGACUGCUCUUCUUUUCCUUGUUUUCCCUGCAACACUUUUAAUCCUUAGAUCUGGAUGUUUGCCUGCGUUUCCUGUCGAGCUCUACGAGGCUUGGCUGUUGGUUCUCUAUGCUGGGUUGGCUAUGCGUGAGAACAUAUGAAGAGCUAAGGGGAGCGAUAUUCGUCCAUGGUGGCUAUAUCAUCACUAUUGUGCCAUGGCUAUGGCCCUUGUCAGCCUCACAUGGGAAAUCAAAGGUCAACCAAACUGUGUCCAGAAACAGGGUCUGUUACAUUUUCAGAACUAUAAAUUUUCAGAACAUUAUCUUGUGUUUGUUGGAAUAACUUUCUAGGGUUUUUCUCCUGUUCCUCUUUGUUUCUUCUUGUUUGGUUGGCUUGAGAUAAAUCCUUUUGAGUCUU
This is a messenger RNA of Arabidopsis arenosa, 1801 nucleotides long. NCBI's taxonomy places the organism in Eukaryota, Viridiplantae, Streptophyta, Magnoliopsida, Brassicales, Brassicaceae. The record is from the annotation of a GenBank genome assembly.